Molecule: messenger RNA, 1890 nt
Organism: Penicillium oxalicum
Lineage: Eukaryota; Fungi; Ascomycota; Eurotiomycetes; Eurotiales; Aspergillaceae
Product: Zn(II)2Cys6 transcription factor
Exons: 1
Coding region: 1-1890 (629 amino acids)
Biological process (GO): positive regulation of transcription by RNA polymerase II
Cellular component (GO): nucleus
Molecular function (GO): transcription cis-regulatory region binding; zinc ion binding; DNA-binding transcription factor activity, RNA polymerase II-specific
Source: RefSeq, a predicted model, not a curated record
AUGCCGGCGAGCGAACAAUCAGCAACCAGCAAUGUGAGAGUACCCAAAACCCGCACCAAGACCUUCACGGGAUGCUGGACAUGUCGAUCUCGUCGAGUAAAAUGCGAUGACGAGCGUCCCGUGUGUCGUCGCUGUCGCCAAAGUGGCUGGCACUGUCAGGGAUACGGCCUGCGUCUGGGAUGGUCCCAAUCGCCCGGCAGCCGAUCUCAGCGACGACAGACGCAGUGGUCCGCGCUCCAACUGUUGCCGAACUUGUCCUCGGCGGCCGUCAACGCGCUUCUGGCCGAGUUGGAUGGUUGGUCCGGAGAGGGGCCCUCGCAGGAAAGAGGACCAUUUACAGUCUUCUCCAUCGCCAAUCUGGAUGCCGAAGGGACUGGGGGCGAGGUUGGGUCGUCAGAUACCCCGCAGAGCAACUCCGCAUCCUCCUCGGCCGCAUCACCAGGCACGGAAAAUGCGCUCGAUGUCUGCGAUAGCGGUACACCACUCCCGCUAAGGCCGUCGUCCAGGGACCGUCGCAUCAGGGCGACGACGACAGAUUCGUCGUCACCCGAGGCAGACUCGCUGAUUGACGAUUCCUGCGCUGCCCCGUCCUCACGUUCGUCGCCGUACGAGCGGCUCUCGGCCACUCCGAGUGAGAUCGAGGAAGUUGUGCGAGACGAUCUCCCGACAACGCUCCCCAAAUUGAGCACCAACGCCAGUCACUAUGUUCGGACAGCCUUGACUCUCUCUUCUCUAUCAUCAAGGAAUCCAUCUCCCACGAUGGCGAUCAAUCCGAUCCCGCUUCCACGACCUGAAGCUGAACUCUUACACCAUUGGAAUACCUUUCUCUCUGGGAAUAUGCUUCUAACAGAUUCCCCCAACAACCCCUGCCGAACCGUAUUUUUACCCAUGGCUCUCAAGGGACUCGAGGUCGCUCCCAAGGAACCAAGUAUACACCUCUCUAUUCUUCACGCCAUCUGUGCUUCCUCCGCCUUCAGUCUGGCUCACCUCCGUCAAGAUACGCGGUAUCAGUCGCUCGCCACGCAUCACGACCAACUCGCCCUCCGCCAUUUACGACAUAACCUGGCACGCGGCAUUCGGCUCGACGAACCGGCCUUGGCGGCAGUGCUGAGCUGUAUCACGGCCGAGGCCAUGUCGGGACGGAGGCGCCGUUGGAGAGCUCACGUCACCGGUGGACUGGGUCUCUUGGAAAAUGAAAUCCGUAGAGGGUGGGUUCCGGGUCCGGCUGGGUCUCGUCUGAUCCAGAGCUAUCUCUCUCUUUCCCUGCUCUCCAAUCUGCCCGUGUCACCUUAUUUGAUGUCUCUGUUGAAUGAUUCCCCGGAUGUUCGCCAUUACUUGGAGCAAUAUCACGGGAUCAACGGGCCGUUGGUGCAAUUCCUAGCCUACAUCACCUCCCUGGCCGAGUCCAAAUCCCCCAUCCCCGCCGACGAGCUAGAUCGUCUCGAGAUGCAGCUCCAUCGCCACUCCUCCUUACUCUCUUUUACUACUGGUCCCAGUUCGACGAUCAUCCAACAUGCUCUGAACUCAUUCUACUAUGCAACCAUCAUCUACUUCCGUCGGAACUUGCGCCGUGCGCCCCCUUCCGACGUGCAAGAUCUCGUGGAAAAGGCCGUCCAGGAGCUGGAAGCAGUCGAGAUGAUCAGUAACGAAAAGGGAGGCUGUGCCUACAACUGGGCCAAUUUCGUCGUCGCUGCUGAAUGUGAGCGUGCGGACCUUCGAGCCCGCAUGGCCGCCGCCUUUGAUCGGAAGAGUCGACAUGGCAUCCACAACAUCAAAGUGAUGAGUGAGGUGGUUCAAGAGCUGUGGCAAAGGCGGGACUAUGCAGUUGGAAUAGACAUUCACUGGCAAGAAAUCGCCCAGGAGGCGGAUUUCGAUAUCAUGCUGGUUUAG